Puntigrus tetrazona (Sumatra barb) is the source of this 834-nucleotide messenger RNA. RefSeq names its product IMP U3 small nucleolar ribonucleoprotein 3 (gene imp3). The record is from RefSeq and is a predicted model, not a curated record. Gene Ontology annotation, molecular function: structural constituent of ribosome; rRNA binding; snoRNA binding. Gene Ontology annotation, cellular component: small ribosomal subunit; Mpp10 complex; small-subunit processome. The transcript is spliced from 7 exons. Bases 115 to 666 code for a protein of 183 amino acids. Gene Ontology annotation, biological process: rRNA processing. NCBI's taxonomy places the organism in Eukaryota, Metazoa, Chordata, Actinopteri, Cypriniformes, Cyprinidae.
UUCCGUGCAGAAAACUCGGAGAAUGAAAACCACGCGCGUGAAGGCUAGCGCGUGCGUGAUAACUGGAGAAUAACAACUUGCGUUGCGUUAAAUGUAAUCGGUUCAAUUCGCAAAAUGGUUCGUAAAUUGAAAUUUCACGAGCAGAAACUCUUGAAGAAAGUUGAUUUUAUUAACUGGGAGGUUGACAACAAUUUACACGAGAUCAAAGUGUUGAGAAAAUACCACAUCGAGAAGAGGGAAGAUUACACCAAGUACAACAAACUUAGUCGAAAUAUCAGAGAACUGGCUCAGAAAAUACGUGACUUGGACGAAAAGGACGGUUUCAGAGCUCAAAGCACGGCCCUUUUUUUAGAAAAAAUUUACAGUGUCGGUUUGAUUCCCACAAAACAGAACCUCUCUCUUGCGAAUGAAGUCUGUGCAUCUGCAUUCUGCAGGAGGCGGCUUCCCUCGAUCUUGCUGAAGUUGCGUAUGGCCCAGAACCUGAAGACUGCCAUAACCUUCAUCGAGCAGGGCCAUAUUCGUGUUGGGCCUGAGAUUAUCACUGAUCCCGCUUUUCUCGUAACAAGGAGUAUGGAAGACUUCGUCACAUGGGUGGAUUCAUCCAAGAUCAAACAACAUGUCCUGAACUACAAUGAGGAGCGAGACGACUUCGACCUCAUCGUCUGAAUUUCCAAACGCGUUGGAUUCCAACCAGAAACGCUCGGCGCGUCAAGAUCAGCUGUUUGUUUGUGAUUCCGCAAAUAACAUGUAUAUAAUUUAUGCCACGUGAGACAAAAUGACCAUCUUGAACCAUUUUCAGUGACUGUGUAUCAAAACAAUAAACCGUUACACUUA